This is a messenger RNA of Stegostoma tigrinum, 3348 nucleotides long. RefSeq names its product RP9 pre-mRNA splicing factor (gene rp9). Gene Ontology annotation, biological process: RNA splicing. Lineage: Eukaryota; Metazoa; Chordata; Chondrichthyes; Orectolobiformes; Stegostomatidae. The coding region runs from base 159 to 794 and encodes 211 amino acids. The record is from RefSeq and is a predicted model, not a curated record. The transcript is spliced from 6 exons.
CCUCGGCUAAUCGUCACGGCCUCGGGCGUCUUCGUGCCAGUGCGCAUGCUCCAAAGGCGGGGGCCGGUUAGUGGGAGGUGCUCGAUUCUUCUCUGGCGGCGGUAACAGUUGAGGCUUCAAGGCCGCGGCCAACACAGUGCCCAUGACCGCCGGCUGAGAUGGCGGAGGACAGCCGAGCGAGUGCUCAUGAACGGCGGCACUAUCGGCGCAAGCGUCACGCGGCGGAAGAAAAGGAGCCGGAGAGGAGGAAGAAAAAACGGCUGCACCAAGAAGUGAAAAAGCUCAAACAUGUCGAGACCUUCUACGAGAAGCCACCACCAGGAAUGAUUAAGGAAAAUGAUGACAAGCCUGAAGACUGUAUUCCAGAUCUGCCAGGCAAUGAAGAAGCAAGAGAUUUCCUGGCACAUGCUCCUACCAAAGGACUUUGGAUGCCAUUGGGAAAAGAAGUGAAAGUCAUGCAAUGCUGGAGAUGCAAAAAUUUUGGACACAGAACCGGGGAUAGAGAAUGUCCCUAUUUCAUCAGUGGCAAUCAGAAAUUGGAACAGUUCAGAGUAGCACAUGAGGAUCCCAUGUACGAUUUAAUUAGAGAAAAUAAACGGUAUGAAAAGGAAACCAGGAUACAACAGCUAAAACAGAUGUUAGAGGACACCACGUCGGACAGUAACAGUUCCAGCUCCUCGGAUUCAGGAGAUAGGCACAAAAAGAAGAAAAAGAGAAAAGAAAAGAGGAGAAAGAAGGAAAAGAAGAAAAGAAAAAAACACAAGUCCAGAAAAUCAAGUGAUAGCUCUGAAUGAGAUAGAAGACUGAACUGUUUUCUUUUUCUUCAAAAGAAAUAUUUAUGUUCAUAAACUCACUUUGAGCAGCUUCAGAAAUUGAGUACCUUCAUCAGAAUGAGGAAAAACUGUAGAAAUAAACCUGAUACCUGAACUUGAUUAAAGUUAACAUGCUUCCCUUUCUAACAGAGUAUGCAUACAUUGGGUUGGAUUUUAUGUGCCCCCACCCGUGGUGUUCCGGAUGACGUGGAUUGCAUGUAAAAUAAGGUGGGUACUCAACCCAGCAUCUUCCCACACACCUUGAGUUCACUUCCAUAACUUGGUAGAUGGGCUGGCAUUGAAACGGACAACCUGCACAACAUGUUGAAAUAAUUCAGCUAUACAAGUAAUUGUUGGUUAGUUUAGAACUUGAGUAUUGCUGAAAAAGCCACAUCUUGUGUUGUAAGCAGCGGGGUAACUCACAAGUAAUAACAAAGUAAAAGGAUGUGUACCUAUGAGAGAAGAAUGUUGAUUGAUUGGCACAUGGACCCUGGUAGAUGUGUUGCCAUGGAGAACGUAUCUGUUAAUGAUGACUUACACACUGCUAAGCUUUGUUUAAAUAUCAAUGUUAAACAAAGCAGGUUGACUGAUUGUUCGAGACAUUGCCCUGAGAGAGGCAAACCACAGUGGCUGAUGCUUGUUUUACUGCAUUGAAACAGGCACUAUGUUCUGUUUGCAAAAUAUAGCAUCCUGUGUUAUUAAUAGUUAUAGCUGUCAGUACAUGUCAAUGACUCAAUGUUGCAACCUGAUCCGACAAUAUUAAACUAAUUGCCAGCAUGAUGCUUUACGCACUUGGGAUUAUGUAACAAAUGCUGUUGAAUUGCAGAAUUGAUUCUCAUUGAGUUUUGCAAGUGCAAGCUGGUUGGGUGCAGUCAUCACCUUGUUUUUUGCUAACAGGUAAAGGGAUGUGCUGUUUGAUGCCAGCCUUUGAUACAUAUGGUCAACAUAUCCAGCAUCAUACCACUGAAAUUACCCUUUUCAUAUUCUCAAUUCUCAUUUGUGUCAGGGGUAAAAAGUCUUUUGGUUUGAUGGCAGCCUGAGUAGCUGUUGUGUUUCUAUUGCAUAGUAGCGAUGUGAAGCAGGUAGCUUCACCUGCCACUGAAAUGUUUGCCAUCACCCUACAGGACGGCUUUGAUACAUCCCUAUUUCAGCAUCUACCUUGCACAGUGAAUAAGUGAUGGUGCUUGUGAUGCAACUAUUACUUGUCAUUGUCCUAAUAAGUACCAAGUCAAAAGCUGCAAAAAAUGUGCCUUUUCUUUCUAGCAAUAUUCAAAUAAUUGAGUCAAUUAAGCUUGGUACUACACCAAUGAACCCCAAUAAUAGAAUACUGGAGAAACUCAGCUGUGGAGAGAGAAUGUGAACAGUUCAUGUCAGGUAUGAUAUAUGAAAGGUGUUGGAAUUUUUUAAAAUAUAUAUACUUCUGAUGAAGAAAAAGAGGUUGUUAAUGAUAGAGAAGAGAAACACCUGUAAAGGUAUAAAAUGUGGAAAGAAAGGAUUGGGACCUCUAUUAAGAGAAAAAUAAACAAGGUAUAAGACAAAAUGUGGUGGGGAUGGGGAAGGAUAUGUAAGAAAAGUGGGUAAUAGACGACUGAUUGCAUUAUGUCUGUUCUUCACUUUUGCAUCCUGCCCCAAAGUCUCUUGUCUCUUGCAUUGCCUCUGCCUCUGUCAAAAUACAAAAAUAAAAUUUCCAACAUGUGUUUGUUCUGAAGCAGAUUCAUUAAUGGAACUGAAAUGUCAACUUUGUCUCUCUGCUGCACCUGAAUUUUGUCAGCAUUCUAUGUUUGUUUCAGAUUUAUGCUAUCUGCAGUAUUUUGCCUCUGCUCCAAUGUCAUACUGCCAUGCAACAGUAAAGUUGGCCUUUGCAGGUGCCAGGCAAUCUAGCCAGCAGUUCUAGAGAAUGAGAUCUCCUUUCACUGAAAUGCAGAAAUCCCACUGGGCACCAAUUUAACCUGCUUCCAGCAUGUUUAGGCUGCAUGGCAGGCUUCUUGUAGGCCCAUCAGCUGCCUGCUGAGUUUCCUUCUGUGGCGGCAAGCUCUUUGCAUCCAUAUAAAAUUCUGUCCAUUGAAGUCAUGCGUCCAGCUGGUGUACACCUGUCCAUUUUGCCAGAUCAAAGACUAGUCUUGGUGGGAAUGUUUUGAUUGUAAAAAUUUUAGCUGAUGAUAUUACUUCUGGUUCUUAAGCAAAUGUAGUAUAAACGUACCUUAUAAUAAUUGAAAUCUGGUGUAGGAACACAAUAACAAAGUGACAUUCUAAAGCUGUUCUGUUAUGUUCUACUGGAAAGGCAAUGGGGAAAAAAUAGCAAUGUUUUGUGUAAUACAGCAACAGGUAGUGUUUUUGCUGUGUUUAUGAUAUUAAUCAAUUAACUUGCACGUUUUGUACCCCUGUGAUUUAGAUUUGUCAUGAUAUUGCUAAUUUUUAAGUGACAGAAGUGUUAUGCAUGUUAUGUUUUUAAAAGGGCAUGAAUGAAUCAAGAUGUAGCAAUGAGAUUGAGUUUAUUUGUGAAUUGCAAUAAAGCUUUUGGAUUGUACCAUUGACA